AUGCUCGAGCCUGCAUGGAACAAGCUGAAGCAGGAGCUUAAGAAAGAGCUGCCCCCAGACCAGGCCUCCCUCAUAGACCAGAUGAAGCUGUCUGACGCGGCGGAGGGCGACUCACUCAUGCGCCAGGUCGCGCAGGCGCAGCUGGGGCCGCUGCUGGCGAGCGUGGGGAGCGACGAGGACCCCUAUUCUUUCUUCCUUGAUCUGGUCAAGAUCGCGGCCUGCCUGCAGCUGGGGACCGCUGCCGCUGUGUUCUACACGUGCGAGCUCGGGCUGGGGCUGGACGUGGGCGACAGCUUCCGGGCAGUUGCUGGCCUGGGGCUCGGGUACUUUGCGAGGAUCUUCAUACCCAUCGAGCAGCUGGUGUGGCCUGUUUACAACGACCUGCUGCAGCUGUUCAGCCCAGAGGCCAUAUUUGACGCAGGUCCAGUCAGCCCACAGGAGCGCAGCCGGACCCUCAACAGCCUGGGCGUGACUGUGGCGGCGGCGUUCCUCCUGCCCCGCUACCUCUUGGGUUGGGCUGUGGACGACACCCUGCAGCUUGGCCCCGCCCCCGCGCUGCUGCUGGCUCGCCUGACCCCAGCGCCCCGCAAUGCCGAUCAACAAUUUCCCCUGCAGAUCGUGCUGCCAAUGAUGUUGGGUCUCCUGUUCUUCGACGCGGCGUUCCUCCUGGCCCUGCUGUACAAACUCUCGGCUCUCGACCGCGGCGGCGGCUCCGGCGGCGACUGA
Molecule: messenger RNA, 726 nt
Organism: Monoraphidium neglectum
Lineage: Eukaryota; Viridiplantae; Chlorophyta; Chlorophyceae; Sphaeropleales; Selenastraceae
Exons: 6
Coding region: 1-726 (241 amino acids)
Source: RefSeq, a predicted model, not a curated record